Molecule: messenger RNA, 2856 nt
Organism: Pan troglodytes (chimpanzee)
Lineage: Eukaryota; Metazoa; Chordata; Mammalia; Primates; Hominidae
Gene: LSM8
Product: LSM8 homolog, U6 small nuclear RNA associated
Exons: 4
Coding region: 133-495 (120 amino acids)
Biological process (GO): mRNA splicing, via spliceosome
Cellular component (GO): precatalytic spliceosome; U6 snRNP; U4/U6 x U5 tri-snRNP complex
Molecular function (GO): mRNA binding
Source: RefSeq, a predicted model, not a curated record
CUGCGGAGCAGCAACUCUCACGAUAUUUGGUGCGACCCGCAGGCGCUAGCCGCUCCCGGGUUCUGGCGCGCCCUUUCAGUUCUGCUUGUUGUCCGCACCGCUGCGUUACCCGGAACUGCCGGGCGGAACAGCAUGACGUCCGCUUUGGAGAACUACAUCAACCGUAUCCUCAAGCUGGCCGCCGCGGGCGUGAGCCGGGGUCGCGGACAGGCCGCCGGUCGGAGAUCGUUAUCAGGAACUGUUGCCGUUAUUACAUCAGAUGGGAGAAUGAUUGUGGGAACACUGAAAGGUUUUGACCAGACCAUUAAUUUGAUUUUGGAUGAAAGCCAUGAACGAGUAUUCAGCUCUUCACAGGGGGUAGAACAAGUGGUACUAGGAUUAUACAUUGUAAGAGGUGACAACGUUGCAGUCAUUGGAGAAAUCGAUGAAGAAACAGAUUCUGCGCUUGAUUUGGGGAAUAUUCGAGCAGAACCUUUAAAUUCUGUAGCACACUGAGGAAAAACUACAUACUUGGACAUCUGUAAAUCUUUGUACAGAAACUGAUUAUUCUGAGGAUGAUAUAUGGAAUUUUUAUGAAUGUGUCACUGGAUUUUGACUCCUUAUUGAUUCAUUGUAAUAUGUAAAUUAAAAUAUUUCUACAGUUUAUUGAAAAAAAAACCUUUUUUUUUUUUUGCCUAAAUAUAAGUUUGGUAGCUUGGUUUCUUUUUUUUAUUAAAUAGUGUGAAAAUAUAAUGGGCAUUUUGAAAACUUUUAGAAAAAAGUAGUACUUUUUGAUACUUUAGUAUUUAUGGAAACUAGUGGAAAAGAGAAAUUAGUGUGCUAUAUAAAUCAGGCAUUCAAGUAACAGUAAUACAGGAUAUAUGUGUUUUCUUUCCCUGAUGUUUAGGAAAAUCACAGGAAGGUAAAUCUUUGCUGGAGUUAUCUGAAUCAUUGGCAUUUAUCCGAUUCCACUGGUGGUAGUUUGCUAGUGCUUCUAAAAGUUGCUCCCUAGCACUGAGAGGUGUGGGUAGGUAAAAAUGUGUUUGCUUGAGAAAAGCAAAAAUGCUAACAAGGUUUUGAUAGAUUGGCCCAAAAUUCUAACUUGAAUAUUAAGAAUGACUAGGAAUGUAGAAUUGACAGAGAUGAUUGGUAAAGUCUCUUGAUGCCCAAUUGGUUAGGUAUGAAAGGAAUAUGAACACAUUAAUGUUGAAUUUUACAGACAGUAUAUUUGAAAAAAAAUUGAUUCCAUGUAGUCUUCAAUUUUUAAUUUUUAAGAAUUGGAGAAUUUCUAAUGUUAAAGUUAGUUUAUAAAUGUGAGUAAAUAAACUCUUAAGUUUAUAUUGAAGUAGUGCUAGCUAUUAUUGUCAGCAAUUUUCCAUGAUUCAUUAUCCAUAAACCUGAUUUCAGAAGACGUCAACUCAGUUUUUUAAAUAAUUGAAAGAAACAAUGUAAGUAGUGUUUAGAUAUUCAGGCUAGUCCAUAAAAUUUCUGAUCAACUCAUGUAUAGGCCAAAGUGUGUGUCUUUGUGAUGAGAAGAACAUAGAAAAAUAUUUACAUCCUUGUAAUUGAAACAAAUUUAAAUAGUUUCUUUGUUUUGUUUUUAUGAAAGUGCUUAAAAAUAGUAGUUGGCAAGCUUUUUCUAUGAAGAUCCAGAUAGUCUUUUAGGCUUUGAAGGCCAUGUGGUCUGUCACAGCUACUCACCUCUGCUAUUGUGGCCUACAAAUAACUAUAGAUAAUACAUAAAUGAAUAGUGGCUGUCUUCCAGUAAAACUUCAUUUAUAAAAAUGGAGGUGGGGGUUGGAUUGGGCUUGAAGGCAUAGUUGCUGACCCUUGGCUUAAUACAAGUUCAAUAAGAAAAAAUGAACAAUUUGUAUAAAUUCUGGAAUAGAUCCUUAUAGAGAGUUUAGAGGUGGGUUUCAUUCAUAUUUUAAAAUAUUUUAAACUUCAUACUUAUUAAACAUAAUAGCUUUUUGGGGGAGGAAAAUAUCUUCACUCAAAUCAGCCUUAUAAGGGGAGAAGCACUAUUCUCUAGAAUUAUUUGGUUGAUGUUAAGGGCUGUCUCUGGGAGAAUUAGAGAAGUUAGCUAGUAUUGGCUAUUCAUAAGUACUUGACUUGUAGUAUAAUGUUUUAUAAUCAAUUUAUUAAUAAAAUGUUGAAAAGUGGGUAAGGCAAACAGGCAAAUUUAGGGACUGUGAAUGAAAUAUUGUAGUAUAAGGCAUUUUGAAUUGGUAAAGUAAUUCCAAAAAUUAAAUAAGAAUACACAUUGUUCAGUUGCUAAGAAAAAUGCAUUCUAACAGUACAAAUGAAGUCCAGAGUCAGAUCUUUUCUCAAAAUACUUGGCAUAUCAACACAUUACACAUAAACAAAUAAAAACCAGUCCUGUCCCUCAUGAUAAUGGGUUUCUAAUGUGAUGUAUUCUUGCAAUCUGAAACACCUUAUAAAGCUGUAUUUUCCUGAUUGAUGUUGGAAAAAGCAUUCCCAAAAUGUGAAUUAUUGUUUUUAUGAAUAGUUACGGAGGAUGUGAUGACAAUAUGCCAGAUAAUCUAUGUAAUUCUUUAUUCCUGGAUACAAGCACAUGGUGGACUUUUUUCUCACAACCGAUUAAAAUUGGAUUUAUUUUUGCAUGAGAAUUGUAAGGGAGCCACAACCAUGAGUAGUAACAUAAUUAAUAUACAGUGUCAAUAUUUUAUAUUUAAUGAGACAUUUAUUCUAUAAUCAGUUCUUAUUUAUAAAGAGGUGCAAAUCAAUUUCAACCUGUAAUUACCUCUGUGCUUUGUGACUCAGGCACAAUCUAAACCCAGCUUAAUGAAUCAAAGAGAUGUUUCUUGGCAAGAUAUUUUCAUUAAAGUUAUUUGGAAAGGGCAAUUAACUGCAAAA